CUCCCGAGCCCCGCCGACUCCUGCUGCUGCUUCUGCUACCGCCGCCGCCGCUCCUGCAUUUCGGUCUGUCCGGCCCGGCCUGGUCCGCGCAGUCCCGGAGCGGCCCCGCUGUCCCGCCCCCGCGCGCCCGGCCACCGGGCCACAUCCACAGCAUGAGCGGCCUUCGGGUCUACAGCACCUCGGUCACCGGUUCCCGGGAGAUCAAGUCCCAGCAGAGUGAGGUGACCCGCAUCCUGGAUGGGAAGCGAAUCCAGUACGAACUGGUGGAUAUCUCCCAGGACAACGCCCUGCGGGAGGAGAUGAGGACCCUGGCCGGGGACCCCAAGGCCAUCCCACCCCAAAUAUGCAACGGGAACCAAUACUGUGGGGACUAUGAGCUCUUCGUGGAGGCAGUGGAACAGGACACCCUGCAGGAGUUCCUGAAGCUGGACUGACCCCCACAGACUGACCAAAUCCCUACCCCCGACCUCCUCUCCCAGCCCUGAAGGACCCUGGGACCAAUUUCUAUCCCUGUACUGUAUAUCCACUUUUCAAUUCCAGCCCCCUUUGCCCCCUCCCUGACAUGCCCACAUGGCCUUUUAUUCCUCCUUCCGAAUCCCGGACCUGGACCAUUCCAUCCCCUUUAGGCUCCAUUCCAUGCCCAUCAGGCAGUCUUAUUAACUCGGAACAUCCGUGCUCCUUCCCCUCCCCCUCACUCCUCGGCCAGCACUGGGGCUCUGGGGAGGGAUCCUCCCUCGUGCUGCCACCCCUCCCAGAGGCAGCCACCUGGUGACCAGCUGAGCGGGGGCGUGCCCGGCCCAUGACCCUCGGGCCGCAGGUCCUGAGAGGAGAUUAAAUGUUCUGUUCCAGUUG
This is a messenger RNA of Gracilinanus agilis (Agile Gracile Mouse Opossum), 852 nucleotides long. It is a transcript of the gene SH3BGRL3, whose product is annotated as SH3 domain binding glutamate rich protein like 3. Gene Ontology annotation, cellular component: cytoplasm. Bases 153 to 434 code for a protein of 93 amino acids. The record is from RefSeq and is a predicted model, not a curated record. The transcript is spliced from 3 exons. Lineage: Eukaryota; Metazoa; Chordata; Mammalia; Didelphimorphia; Didelphidae.